Saccostrea echinata is the source of this 564-nucleotide messenger RNA. RefSeq lists its product as uncharacterized. The transcript is spliced from 5 exons. Bases 1 to 438 code for a protein of 145 amino acids. Lineage: Eukaryota; Metazoa; Mollusca; Bivalvia; Ostreida; Ostreidae. The record is from RefSeq and is a predicted model, not a curated record.
AUGUCGUAUAACGCAAAAUACGAGGAGAUGCGCUUCAGAGACAUAACGGAAGAUAUGGGAAACCAGAACCUAUGCACUUUUUGUCUUGUUUUCUGUUUGAUUUCUCUAACAGCACACAUUCAAGGAACUGUUGCACAGGGAUGUUCCUCAAGUGACGCUCUCACCUGCAGUACUAACUUCGCCAAUGCUUAUAGAGCUGCUGCAAACAAUUAUGAAAACAUUUGCAGUGCAGCUCACCAGUUUCUUGACUGUGUAAACAAAGUGUUGACUGCCUGUAGCACGGACAGCCUGUCGCGUAAUAGUGUAAACCAAUACAUGAACCAAGCAAGGCAAGAGCUCAACCAAUACGGGUGCGGUGCUGCAGGCCUCUUUUUCAAUCUGUUGGUCAUGGUAUUAGGAGUCGCAUUUUCAUACACUUUCAAAAAGUUUAAUGAUUGAAAGGAUCUUAAACCACGUUUACACACAAUUUUGCAUGCAUAAUCUAGACUUCAUCAAAAGAAUUUUAUGUACUAGUAUGACUGUGUAAUCCUUAUUUGUAGAAAGAAUUAACUUACUUAAAUGCUU